Molecule: messenger RNA, 4724 nt
Organism: Carlito syrichta (Philippine tarsier)
Lineage: Eukaryota; Metazoa; Chordata; Mammalia; Primates; Tarsiidae
Gene: ADGRF5
Product: adhesion G protein-coupled receptor F5
Exons: 21
Coding region: 236-4273 (1345 amino acids)
Biological process (GO): G protein-coupled receptor signaling pathway; cell surface receptor signaling pathway
Cellular component (GO): membrane
Molecular function (GO): G protein-coupled receptor activity
Source: RefSeq, a predicted model, not a curated record
AGAGAACAGAAGGCAGUUCACCUCUGCUCCCUGCAGUCUGGAAGCCUGUGAGAGCCCCAGCAUCCAAAGACUGGUCUUGUGAAAUCCCACCUUUUUCUGGCUGUGUGAUUGAAUGGGGCAUCCUUAAGUUUCACCUCACCUAAGAAAUAUUUGGAGAAGAUCUUCAGUAAGAGGUUAAAUUUCAAGAGUUUGCAAAUCUCAGAGGAGAAAGACAAAGCAACUCACACUUGAAGAAAUGAAAUCUCCAAGGGGAACCAUUUUGUGCUUCAUGUUUAUUGUGUUUUAUUCAUCCAAAGCUACACUGGAUUUGAAUUUAGAGUCUGUUGUUCAUCCUUUGAUUCUCCAUGAGCAUGAACUGGCCGGUGAAGAGUCACUAAGGCAAAAACGAGAGGUUUCCACGAGUAGUCCUGCAGCUGAAGAGUAUACUGUUGAUGUCGAGAUCAGUUUGGAAAAUGCAUCCUUUCUGGAGCCUAUCAAAGCUUACUUGAACAGCCUCAAUUUUCCAAUUCAAGAGAACAACACUGACCGAGUUACCGACAUUUUGAGCAUAGAGGUGACAACAAUCUGCAGACCUGCUGGAAAUGAAAUCUGGUGCUCCUGUGAGACAGGAUAUGAGUGGCCUCGGGAAAGGUGCCUCCACAAUGUCACUUGUCAUGAGCAAGACAGCUCCCUCCCAGGGUACCGAUGCAGCUGCCUUAAAGAACUGCCUCCUAAAGGACCAUUUUGCCAGCUCCAGGGAGAUAUUAUGCUGAGAAUGUCAGUAAAACUAAAUGUGGGCUUUCAAGAAGACCUCAGAAACACUUCCUCUGCCCUCUAUAGGUCCUACAAGACCGACUUGGAAACAGCGUUCUGGAAGGGUUACCAAAUUUUACCAGGCUUCAAAGGGGUGACUGUGAUAGGAUUCAGGCCCGGAAGUGUGGUUGUGUCAUAUGAAGUCAGGAGUAAGACACCAUCGCCUGAAUUAAUGCAUAAAGCCAAUGAACAAGUCAUACAAAACCUCAAUCAGACCUACAAAAUGGACUACAACUCCUUUCAAGCAGUUACUAGUAAUGAAACUAAGAUCUCUGUCACACCAGAAAUAAUCCACGAAGGGGACACAGUCAGUCUGGUGUGUGAAAACGAAGUUUUGUCCUCCAACGUGUCUUGGCACCACGUCGAACAACGCUUCGACAUCCAGAACAGCAGCAGAUUCUCUAUUUACACGGCCGUGCUCAACAACAUGACCUCAGUCUCCAGCCUCACCAUCUACAACAUCACUUCGGGUGAUGCGGGUGAAUAUGUUUGCAAACUGAUACUAGAUAUUUUUGAAUAUGAGUCCAGAAAAAAAAUAGAUGUGACUCCCAUCCGGAUUUUGGCAAAUGAGGACAUGAAGGUGAUGUGUGACCAUCCUGUGUCUUUGAACUGCUGCAGUGAGAGUAAUGUUAAUUGGAGCAAAGUAGAAUGGAAGCAGGAAGGAAACAUAAGCAUUCCAGGAAACCCUGAAACAGACGUAGAUUCUAGCUGCAGUAGAUACAUCAUCAAGGCCAACGGAACCCAAUGCCCAAGCGAGUCAUCUGGAACAACAGUCAUCUACACGUGUGAGUUCAUCAGUGCCCAUGGAGCCAGAGGCAGUAAGAGCAUAAAAGUGACAUUCACCUCUGUGGCUAACCUAACAAUAACUCCGGACCCAAUUUCUGUUUCUGAGGGACAAAACUUUUCUAUAAAAUGCAUCAGUGAUGUGACUACCUAUGAUGAGGUAUACUGGAAUACUUCUGCUGGAAUUAAAAUCUAUCAAAGGUUUUUUACCACGAGGAGGUAUCCCAGUAGAGCAGAGUCAGUCCUGACAGUCAUGACCUCGACCAGAGAGUGGAAUGGAACCUAUCAUUGCAUAUUUAGAUAUAAGAAUUCAUACAGUAUUGCAACCAAAGAUGUCAUCGUUCACCCGCUGCCUCUAGAGCCAAACAUCAUGGUUGAUCCCUUGGAAGCUAGUGUUCCAUGCAGUGGUUCCCAGCACAUCAUGUGCUGUAUAGAGGAGGAUGAAGACUACAAAGUAACUUUCCAAAUGGGUUCCUUGUUCCUUUCUGCAGCAAAAGAAGUUAACGGAAAACAAGUGUGCUACAAACACCAUUUCAAUGCAAACUCAGUUUCCUGGUGUUCAACAACUGUUGAUGUGUUUUGUCACUUUACCAAUGCCGCCAAUAGUUCAGUCCAGAGCCCAUCUAUGAAGCUCAAUCUGGUUCCUGGGGAGAACAUCACAUGCCAAGAUCCCAUAAUAGGUGUCGGGGAACCCGGGAAAGUCAUCCAGAAGCUGUGCCAGUUCUCAAACGUCCCCAGCAGCCCAGGCAGUCCCAUUGGUGGGAUCAUCACUUAUAAAUGUGAAGGCUCCCAGUGGAAGGAGAAAAGAAAUGACUGCAUCUCUGCCCAAAUAAAUAGUCUGCUUCAGAUGGCCAAGGCGUUGAUCAAGAGCCCCACUCAGGAUGAGAAACUCCCUACAUACCUGAAAGAUCUUUCUGUUAGCACAGACAAGAUGGAAUGGGAAAUUAGCUCAUCUCCUGGGAGCCUAGGAGCUGUUAUUAACAUCCUCGAUCUGCUUUCAACAGUUCCUACCCAAGUAAAUUCAGAAAUGAUGACGCACGUGCUCUCUACAGUUAACAUCAUCCUUGGCAAGUCCAUCCUGAACACCUGGAAGGUUUUACAACAGCAACGGGCCAACCAGAGUUCACAGCUACUGCAUUCAGUGGAAAGAUUUUCCCAAGCACUACGGGCAGGAGACAGCCCUUCUCUGUCCUUCUCCCAAACGAAUGUGCAGAUGAGCAGCAUGGUCGUAAAAUCUAGCCACCCUGAAACCUACCAACAGAAGUUUGUUUUCUCAGACUCUGACCUCUGGGGCAAUGUGGUCAUCGACAAGUGCCAGUUGGAAAACUUGCAGCCUGAUUCAUCUAUUGUCACCGUGGCUUUCCCAACCCUCCACACCAUCCUUGCCCAGGAUAUCCAGGGAAAGAAUUUUGCAGACAGCUUAGUGAUGACAACCACUGUCAGCCACGAUAUAACCAUGCCAUUCAGCAUUUCGAUGACUUUUAAGAAAAACAGCCCUCCGGGCGGGGAAGCCAAGUGUGUAUUCUGGAACUUCAGCCUCGCCAACCACACAGGGGGUUGGGACAGCAGUGGGUGCCAUGUCGAAGAAGGUAACGGGGACAAUGUUUCCUGUAUCUGUGACCACCUAACAUCAUUCUCCAUCCUCAUGUCCCCUGACUCCCCAGACCCCAGCUCUCUCAUGGGAAUACUACUGGAUAUUAUUUCUUACAUUGGGUUGGGCUUUUCUAUCUUGAGCCUGGCGGCCUGUCUGGUUGUGGAAGCUGUGGUGUGGAAAUCAGUGACAAAGAACCGGACUUCCUAUAUGCGCCACAUUUGCAUAGUGAACAUCGCCGCCUCCCUCAUGAUCGCCGACACCUGGUUCAUUGUGGUUGCUUCCAUCCAGGAUAAUCACUACGUACUCUGCAAGCCAGCCUGUGUGGUCGCCACCUUCUUCAUCCACUUCUUCUACCUCAGUGUCUUCUUCUGGAUGCUGACGUUGGGCCUCAUGCUGUUCUAUCGCCUGGUUUUCAUUCUGCACGAGGCGAGCAAGUCCACCCAGAAGGCCAUUGCCUUUUCUCUUGGCUACGGCUGCCCCCUUGCCAUCUCAGUCAUUACAGUGGGGGCCACCCAGCCACAGGAAGUCUACACAAGGAAGAAUGUCUGUUGGCUCAACUGGGAAGAUACCAAGGCCCUACUGGCCUUCGCUGUCCCAGCACUGAUCAUUGUGGUGGUGAAUGUGACCAUCACCGUGGUGGUCAUUACCAAGAUCCUGAGGCCUUCCAUUGGGGACAAGCCAUGCAAACAGGAGAAAAGCAGCCUGUUUCAGAUCAGCAAGAGCAUCGGAGUCCUCACGCCACUCUUGGGGCUCACUUGGGGUUUUGGUCUCGCUACUGUGUUCCCAGGGACCACCCUUGUGUUUCAUGUCAUAUUUGCCCUCCUCAAUGCCUUCCAGGGAUUAUUUAUUUUACUCUUCGGAUGCCUCUGGGAUCUCAAGGUACAGGAAGCUUUGCUGAAUAAGUUUUCAUUGUCGAGAUGGUCUUCACAGCACUCAAAGUCAUCAUCCCUAGGUUCAUCCACGCCUGUGUUUUCUAUGAGUUCUCCAAUAUCAAGAAGAUUUAACAAUUUGUUUGGUAAAACAGGAACGUAUAAUGUUUCCACCCCAGAAACAACCAGCUCAUCCCUGGAAAACUCAUCCAGCGCUUAUUCGUUGCUCAACUAAGAACAGGAAAAUCCAACCCAUGCAACCUCGUGGGAACAGGGGAUGUGCUUUGAAAAAGAAAGCCUUUCAAAGCUACGGGUAACAUGUUCUUUGGGCAGACUUCUGGGAGCAGAGGCCAUAAAGACUUUUUCAUUAGAAACAAGGCUUUCUUUUGUAAAGACUGACUAAAAAGUAAUUGUUAUGUUUAUUUUUUGUUUCCCCUUCUCCCUUGUGUGAUAACCACAUGUGUAUAGUAUUUAAGUGAAACUCAAGUCCCCCAAGGUCCAGCUUCUUUGUCUAUAUUGUAAUAUAGAAUUUUGGAGAGACAUUUUUGCUUUUCACAUGUUGGGCACAAAGAUAAGCUUUGAAUAAAAUAAUAAGUAAAAGGCUAGUACCUAGGAAAUACUUCAAUGAAUUCUAAGAAGGAAGGAAGGAAGAAAGGACAGGAGGGAAGUAGAAAAAAUAGAAAAAG